Malurus melanocephalus (red-backed fairy wren) is the source of this 936-nucleotide messenger RNA. Its product is annotated as probable G-protein coupled receptor 139. Gene Ontology annotation, molecular function: G protein-coupled receptor activity. Gene Ontology annotation, biological process: G protein-coupled receptor signaling pathway. The record is from RefSeq and is a predicted model, not a curated record. Gene Ontology annotation, cellular component: membrane. Bases 133 to 936 code for a protein of 267 amino acids. The transcript has a single exon. NCBI's taxonomy places the organism in Eukaryota, Metazoa, Chordata, Aves, Passeriformes, Maluridae.
GCAAACAUCCUGACAGUCAUCAUCCUCUCCCAGCUCGUGGCUCGCAGGCAGAAGUCCUCCUAUAAUUACCUUCUAGCUCUGGCUGCUGCUGACAUCCUGGUCCUCUUCUUCAUCGUCUUUGUCGACUUCCUCAUGGAAGACUUCAUCUUAAACAAACAGAUGCCUCAGGUUCUGGACAAAAUCAUCGAGGUGCUGGAGUUUUGGUCGAUCCACACGUCGAUCUGGAUCACGGUGCCGCUGACCAUCGACAGGUACAUCGCCGUGUGUCACCCGCUGCGGUACCACAGCGUGUCCUACCCCGCCCGCACCCGCAAGGUCAUCGGCAGCGUCUACAUCACCUGCCUGCUGACCAGCAUCCCCUACUACUGGUGGCCCAACAUCUGGAUCGAGGACUACACCAGCACAUCCGUGCACCACGUGCUCGUCUGGGUGCACUGCUUCACCGUGUACCUGGUGCCCUGCUCCAUCUUCUUCAUCCUCAACUCCAUCAUCGUGCACAAGCUGCGCCACAAGAGCAAUUUCCGCCUGCGGGGCUACUCCACGGGGAAAACCACGGCCAUCCUCUUCACCAUAACGUCCAUCUUCGCCAUCCUGUGGGCGCCCAGGAUCAUCAUGAUCCUGUACCACCUGUACGUGUCGCCCAUCGCCAACAGCUGGCUGGUGCACAUCGUGUCGGACAUCGCCAACAUGCUGGCGCUGCUCAACACCGCCAUCAACUUCUUCCUCUACUGCUUCAUCAGCAAAAGGUUCCGCACAAUGGCAGCUGCCACCCUCAAAGCCUUCUUUAAGUGUCAGAAGCAGCCCGUGCAAUUCUAUACAAACCACAACUUUUCCAUAACGAGCAGCCCUUGGAUCUCCCCGGCCAACUCGCACUGCAUCAAAAUGCUCGUUUACCAGUACGAUAAAAAUGGAAAGCCUAUAAAGAUAUCGCCGUGA